GAGAGACAGAAAAAGCAACAAAAAGUUCACUCCUUUACUGUCUCAAAGUGUCUCUCCACCCCUCUCUUUAUCUCUCUGUCUUUGUGUUUUCUUUUUAGUUUUAUAUAACACACACAAACACACUUUCACUUUCAGUAAAAUCUUGAUAUUUGAGUCCAUUACAUAAAGACCAGGGGACCUCUUUCCAACCCUCCUUUUUCAAACCAGUCUCCCUCAAAAACCCUCCUAUUUCUUCAUGACUCAGAGUGGAGGCUCUCUGGGAGAAGAGAGAUGCUUGCUGUUGUCUUCUUCAUCUAGCCAUUCAUAAAGAAAUUACCCAGAAAUUAAAUCUUUAAGCUUUGUAGUAUCUUUUCACUGUUUGUUUAAGUACUUGUGUUAAUGGCUCUUGCUAUGCAUAGAGAUCAACAGAUGGAUUCAAGCAAGUAUGUGAGGUAUACACCUGAGCAAGUUGAGGCUUUGGAGAGAGUGUAUACUGAGUGUCCAAAGCCCAGCUCUCUGAGAAGGCAGCAGCUUAUAAGGGAGUGUCCCAUUCUCUCUAAUAUUGAACCUAAACAGAUCAAAGUCUGGUUUCAGAACCGCAGAUGUCGUGAGAAACAAAGGAAGGAAGCAUCUCGUCUCCAGACUGUAAACAGGAAGCUUGGUGCAAUGAACAAACUGCUGAUGGAAGAAAAUGACCGCUUGCAGAAACAGGUCUCUCAUUUGGUUUAUGAGAAUGGAUACAUGCGCACCCAACUGCACACUGUAUCAACAACGACCACUGACACUAGCUGCGAGUCUGUGGUCGUAAGUGGUCAGCAACAACAACUAAACCCAAAUCCUCCGCAUCCCCAAAGGGAUGCCAACAGCCCAGCUGGUCUUCUUGCAAUUGCUGAGGAGACCCUGGCAGAGUUCCUCUCAAAGGCUACCGGAACUGCUGUCGACUGGGUGCAGAUGAUUGGGAUGAAGCCUGGUCCGGAUUCUAUUGGCAUCGUUGCCGUUUCCCGCAAUUGUAGUGGGGUAGCAGCACGAGCCUGCGGUCUCGUGAGUCUAGAACCCACGAAGGUUGCUGAAAUCCUCAAAGAUCGUACAUCUUGGUUCCGUGAUUGCCGUUGCCUUGAUGUAUUGAGUGUCAUUCCUACUGGGAAUGGAGGAACAAUAGAGCUAAUAUAUAUGCAGACGUAUGCGCCUACAACACUGGCAUCAGCAAGAGACUUUUGGACAUUAAGAUAUACUACAACUCUGGAAGAUGGCAGUCUUGUGAUAUGUGAAAGGUCUUUGAAUUCUUCAACUGGUGGUCCAUCUGGGCCCCCUAGUACAUGUUUUGUAAGAGCUGAUAUGUUACCUAGUGGUUAUCUGAUAAGACCUUGUGAUGGUGGCGGUUCCAUCAUCAACAUUGUUGAUCACGUCGAUCUGAAUCCUUGGAGUGUGCCUGAAGUUUUGAGGCCUCUGUACGAAUCUUCCAGAAUACUUGCUCAGAAAAUGACCAUGGCGUCCUUGCGGCACAUAAGACAGAUUGCACAAGAAACAAGUGGUGAAAUUCAAUAUAUUGGUGGGCGGCAGCCUGCUGUUUUAAGAACGUUCAGUCAAAGAUUGUGCAGGGGUUUUAAUGAUGCUGUGAACGGGUUUCUUGAUGAUGGUUGGUCGAUAUUGGAUAGUGACGGUGUUGAGGAUGUUACUAUUGCUAUCAACUCGAAUCCAGAAAAGUUUAUUGGUUCCCAGUAUAAUAACUCAUUGUCAAUGCUGCCAACCUUUGGAGGAGUGCUCUGUGCAAAAGCAUCAAUGCUUCUACAGGAUGUUCCCCCAGCUUUGCUUGUCCGUUUCCUGAGGGAGCACCGCUCGGAGUGGGCUGACUAUGGAAUUGAUGCUUACUCUGCUGCAUCUCUGAAAGCAAGUCCCUAUGCUGUUCCGUGUGCUAGACCUGGUGGUUUCUCUGGUACCCAGGUCAUUUUGCCUCUUGCUCAUACCGUGGAACAUGAAGAGUUUCUGGAGGUUGUUCGGCUAGAGGGUCAUGCUUUUUCCCCAGAGGAUAUGGCUUUGUCACGAGAUAUGUAUUUACUGCAGCUAUGCAGUGGGCUUGAUGAGAAUGCUGCAGGUGCCUGUGCGCAGCUUGUCUUUGCACCUAUUGACGAAUCCUGUGCUGACGAUGCGCCCUUGCUGCCAUCUGGUUUCCGUGUGAUACCAUUGGAUCCUAAAUCAGACAAGCCCAGUGCAAAUAGAACACUAGAUUUGGCUUCUACACUUGAAGGGGGGCCUGGAGGUGCACGCCCUCCUGGUGAAGCUGAUAUAAACAGUUAUAAUCUUCGCUCUGUGCUGACUAUUGCAUUCCAGUUCACUUUUGAGAACCACUUCAGGGAUAAUGUAGCUGUUAUGGCUCGUCAAUAUGUGCGUAGUGUUGUGGGCUCGGUCCAGAGGGUUGCCAUGGCUAUUUCACCCUCCCGGAUGAACUCACAUUUGGGGCCAAAACAACUACCUGGUUCCCCCGAGGCUCUUACCCUGUCGCGCUGGAUCUGCAGGAGCUACAGGGCUCACAUCGGGGCUGAUCUUCUCCAGGUAGAUUCUCAAGCGGAUGAUGCAGUCUUGAAACAACUCUGGAAUCAUUCUGAUGCAAUUCUGUGUUGUUCGGUGAAAACAAAUAUAUCACCGGUCUUCACUUUCGCUAACCAGGCAGGCCUUGACAUGCUUGAGACUACCCUUGUGGCCCUUCAGGAUAUAAUGCUUGACAAGGUUCUGGAUGAAGCUGGUAGGAAGAUUCUUCUUUCUGAAUUUUCAAAGAUCAUGCAACAGGGAUUUGCUUAUCUUCCUGCCGGAAUAUGUGUGUCGAGCAUGGGCAGACCUAUCUCUUACGAACAAGCCAUUGCCUGGAAAGUUCUGAGCGAUGAUAACUCCAGUCACUGCUUAGCUUUCAUGUUCGUAAACUGGUCCUUUGUUUAAAAAUAAAGCACCCUAAUAUGUCACAGCCUUAGCUGUUGCUAAAUUAUGCAUGUUUAUGUGAAAGACAUCGGCACUGGCCAUCCUCAAAGUCAAAAUCUAAAUGUAACCUUAUGUAUUGUCAGUUGAAGUUAUUAAGCUGGUAUGAAAGAUUUGGAGCUGGUAUACUCUUACAUAAAUAUAUUUCUAUGAUUUUGAAGUAAAA
Messenger RNA from Daucus carota subsp. sativus, 3112 nucleotides. RefSeq names its product homeobox-leucine zipper protein ATHB-14. Gene Ontology annotation, molecular function: DNA binding; DNA-binding transcription factor activity; lipid binding. The record is from RefSeq and is a predicted model, not a curated record. The transcript has 18 exons. Bases 379 to 2910 code for a protein of 843 amino acids. Lineage: Eukaryota; Viridiplantae; Streptophyta; Magnoliopsida; Apiales; Apiaceae.